Molecule: messenger RNA, 1018 nt
Organism: Fimicolochytrium jonesii
Lineage: Eukaryota; Fungi; Chytridiomycota; Chytridiomycetes; Spizellomycetales; Powellomycetaceae
Exons: 4
Coding region: 47-793 (248 amino acids)
Source: RefSeq, a predicted model, not a curated record
UGGGGAGAAGUCGGAAUGUCUUACCCUCUCCCUGUCAAUAUUUUAGAUGAACGUCACGACAGUGCUGUCAAUCCAGUCGUUCUUGAAAGUCGUCGUUGGCAAGGAAUUCCCGUUAGGCGUGUAUGAGUACCGCCUGCAUGUGAUUGCAUUUCUGCCCGGUCUGUUGAUCUUUGGGACUGCCAAUGCCAAUCAGGGGAUGGGUCCUUUCUUAUACUUCCAAGGCCCCAAUCUUGCGACUGGUAGCCCUGGUCGAGGUUACGGCUGGUUCUCAGUCCUAUUCUUCUUGUUCGUCAGCGCAACCGUCAUGGUCACCUCCUACAUGACCGUCCGGCACGUCAACCGGGUGCGGAACGAAAUGCACGGCAAGAAGCAAAGCGCCGCUCAAAGCAAAGCUACCGCGGGAACGGACCGCGCUGUGCGAAGACUGCAGAGCUUUACGAUUGCUGCUUGCUUGCAGUGGCUUCCGUGCGCGUUGCUGUUGACGGCUGCUAUGGCUGAUACGACGAAGCCGUAUGGGUUUAGGAUGUUUUGCAUCUAUGUUGGGAUCGCCGGCGCAAAUCUUGGGGGAGUCUGGAACAGCGUGGCAUAUAUAUACAACGAGAGGAUCUACAUGAACAUGCGAGCCGCGCCCAUCAAUGGCUCAGGCGUCAACCAAAGUACCUCCGCCGUUGACAAUUCCACAACGGGAAAGAACUCGAUGAAAGGGCAGAGCCAGACCGUGCUUCCCAAACUGCCUCCUGGUCAACCCAUGACGGACAAUUUCUUCAAGGGACCCGUCACUGCUAUGGCUUGAACGAGUUGACCCUCCUGAUAGCAACUCGGCGGCUUCCCGUCUUCUAUACCCGGAUGAGGGAAACCUCGUCUGCAUUGCUUUUCUUCUCUGGCUCGCGGGAUCGAAACCAUAGCGUUGUUUCUUUGCGAUUUGUCACGCAACCAACCAAUUUUUGCACAAUAAAUUUGGGGAAUGGAUCCGAGCAACCCCCAUAUUGUUCUAGCCACCCCCUUUGGCGUCGUUUUG